Messenger RNA from Cimex lectularius (bed bug), 1278 nucleotides. RefSeq names its product D-erythrulose reductase-like. The transcript has 7 exons. The record is from RefSeq and is a predicted model, not a curated record. Gene Ontology annotation, molecular function: L-xylulose reductase (NADPH) activity; carbonyl reductase (NADPH) activity. The coding region runs from base 432 to 1163 and encodes 243 amino acids. Lineage: Eukaryota; Metazoa; Arthropoda; Insecta; Hemiptera; Cimicidae. Gene Ontology annotation, biological process: glucose metabolic process; xylulose metabolic process.
AGAAUUUCAAUAAUUAAUUUCAUUUUAACUAAUUAAUUUUUAAAUAUUCGUUAAUUUUUGUUAUUUUUUGGUAAGGAUAUUGAGGAAUGUAAUAGGUUUGGCUCCACGAAGGUGGAGGCCUCAUUGGCUUGUUUCCCGCCGUUUACGUGUUCACAAAUGGGCAAAAAGUGUUCGAUUGGGUUCAAAUUCAAAUCUGGACUUCGAGCUGGUUAUACCAAGCAUUCAACUCCAGCCUCAUACAGGUAAACCAUCACAGCAUGGUUGUGUCAUAGAAUGGUGAAUAUCUGUGAGCAUAGCUUGAAUGUGGAAAUGAAAAUACCUUGGCCUUGGAUUGUUGAUAAACUGUUUAACAGUUGAUAAACGCAUUGCAGGCAUAGUGAGGCAUUAAACACAACUCAAGGAAACUGUUCAGUAAAUUAACAAAAUAGAAAAUGGAUCCAUAUUUUGUAGGAAAGCGAAUUCUUGUUACAGGAGCAGGCCAAGGAAUAGGAAGAGAAAUUGCAAAGACAUUAGCAUCUCAAGGAGCGAAUGUUACAGCUAUUUCUAAAUCAGAAGGACCUCUUAAUUCGCUAAAACAAGAGGAACCCAGAAUUAACGUUAAGCAAUUAGACGUUACAGCUGACAAUGUAAGAGAUGUUUUAGAAAAACUUGGGCCGUUUGACUGUUUAGUCAACAACGCUGGUGUUGCGAUUCUUGAGCCUUUUCUUCAAGCUACAGAAGACAGUUUUGACAAAGUAUUUGCAGUUAACUUGAAAGCAGUUUUUACCAUAAGCCAGUUGGUCGUGCGGCAGAUGGUCAAAAACAAUAUCAAAGGGAGUAUUGUUAACAUUUCUUCUCAAGCAUCUAAGUCGGCCUUGAGAGAUCAUGCAAUUUACUGCAGUUCAAAAGGAGGUUUGGAUAUGCUGAGCAAAGUGAUGGCUCUUGAGCUGGGGGAGUAUGGAAUAAGGGUCAACUGUGUCAACCCGACCGUCGUACUAACAGCCAUGGGGAAGCUUGGCUGGGAAGACCCUUCAAAAGGAAAUCCAUUGAAGGCAAGAAUUCCACUUCAAAGAUUUGCAGAAACGUAUGAAGUGGUCAACGCUGUUUUGUUUUUAUUGAGUGAUAAAUCUUCUAUGGUGAAUGGAACUACUUUGCCUGUCGAUGGUGGUUAUUUGGCAACUUAACCGAUUUCAAUAAAGGGAUUUCUUUCCUUGCAUGAAGAUUCCACAUGAGACGCUUAUUGCUGUACAGUCCUAUAUAGCGAACAGUCAUGGGUAGAGGAAUACAGGAUGAAGGAUU